AUGGCAGCCGUGAGUGAGAAAAUCUUAGCUUGUACAAAGUUAAUUUGCGACGUGGAGGGAACAACUACGUCGAUCUCGUUCGUAAAGGACACGCUUUUCCCUUACGCGCUGAAGAAUGUGGAAGAAUAUUUGAAAAACAAUUGGAACGAAGAUGCCACGAAAACGGUUGUCGCCGCCUUGCGUGAACAGGCGGAGGAAGACAAGAAGGCGGAAGUGGAAGGAGUGACGGCAAUAUCUGCUGGUGAUUCGGAAGAUAUUAUACCGGAGAUUGUGAAGAAUGUCGAAUGGCAAAUGUCCCUGGAUCGUAAGACCGGUUCACUGAAAACCUUGCAAGGAUUGGUGUGGGCCAAGGGAUAUAAGGAUGGCACAAUCAAGGGACAUGUUUAUGACGAUGUGCAGAAGGCAUUCGAGCAGUGGACCGAGAGUGGCCGUAAGAUCUACAUCUACUCGAGUGGCAGUGUCGACGCUCAGAAGCUGUUGUUCGAGCAUAGCGAGCAGGGAAAUUUGCUGAAGUAUCUCGCAGGUCAUUACGAUACCAAGAUUGGCGCAAAGCGCGAAAAGGAUAGCUACGAAUCUAUCCUGAAGAACAUUGAAUCAUCGGGCGAAGAAGCGUUGUUCCUGACUGAUGUAGUUGCAGAAGCAAAAGCAGCUAAAGAGGCUGGGCUCAAUGUAGUGCUCCUCGAUCGCCCCGGAAACGCGGAAUUGUCGGAAGAGGAACGCAAAGAAUUUACAGUCAUAACCACUUUUUCAGACCUCUCCUUUGAGCAAGUACCAAAGGAAGAGAAUGGUGGUGCUGCUGUCGCUAACGGCAAGCGUAAAAUCGAGGAAACAACCGAAGUUUCCGAGGAGGACCAAGCACAGGAACCACCGUCCAAGGUGAUCAAGGUUGAAGAUGACAAAAAGACGGAAACAACUGAAGAGAAUGGAACCACAGAUACUAAAGACAUGAAGGUUGAUGAACCUACACCUGCUUCCACAGACGAUGCUGUUCCGGCCAAACCUACCGAAGAGAUGGAAGUGGAUGGAGGAGACGCUCCUGCCAAAUCUGAUUCACAGGAAGAGAAAGCGGUAGAAAAAAUGGAAGAAGACUCACCGGUGGAAAAACAGGAGGAAACCGAAAAGACGGACUUGGAUAAGCCUGCAGUGGUGCCAGUAGAAACAGAGAAACAGAAUGCUGAUACGAGCGACAAGACUGACGCCCCAGUUGAGAAGAAAGAAGUUACUGAAAAGGAAGAGAAGGUAGUUGAGAAGACGGAAUCGAUUGAAAAGAAGGAUAGCACACCAUCAGUUAUGCCCGACGUAGAAAAAGAAGUAGAAGAGUCGAAGGUAGUAGAUGAAAAUGAUGGCGAUAAGAAAGCCGAUGAAAAAGAUGUAAAAACAUCGACCGAAGAAGCAAAAAAAGAUGAUGCUGAGGUCAAAGUAGAUGAGACCACAACGAAGUCUGCCGUUGAGAAGGUUGAGACACCUGUCGUAGAAUCUUCGGAGAAGGUUACUGAUGCACCGGUGGCGGUGGAAGGUAAAGAGUUAGCAAAGGAAGAUGAGGAUAAAACUGUAAAGGAAGCUAGUAAGGGGGUUGAGAAGGCUGCCGAUGACAUUCCAACGAAAACUGACAUUCCUGUAGAGAAUGAUAAGGUGGUCACUACUACAGAGGAUCCUAAGGAAGUGAAGGAAGAAGGUGCUGCUACAACGGUUGUAGAGGAGGCUAAAGUUGACACCACUACUACUAUUCCUACACCUACUGAUACAGUAGAAACCGAAAAACCCAACAGUGAUAUUGUUUCGACGACAACCGAUACGGAAGAAACAGGAACUAGCAGCAAGAGCUCUAACGAAGGUGAAACUGAAGCAGCAGCACCAAAGGCUGAAUCGGAAGUAAACGGAAAGGAUUCCGAGUCUAAAGUGACCACUAACGGCGAUGCUGGUAGCAGUGUGGCUGAAGAAGAGAAAAAUGGCGGUGGCGAUAGUGAUAAAGAAAAUGACACUUCGGUCAACAAUUGCGAGGCAGCUGAGGAAGUGAAUGGAGAGAAAACGAAUGGCACCACCACCACCACCGCUGCCGCUGCUACUACGACCGAAAGUAGCGCCGAUGCCGAAGAAGUCACUUCCACAGAACUGAAGGCCAAAAAGGUAAUCGAGCCGGUUGUUACAGCGCCGGCCGUAGUUACACCAGCACCACCGAUCGAGACGGAAUCAUAAGUCGGAAAUAG
Messenger RNA from Anopheles maculipalpis, 2207 nucleotides. RefSeq names its product enolase-phosphatase E1 (gene Enoph). Gene Ontology annotation, molecular function: magnesium ion binding; acireductone synthase activity. The coding region runs from base 1 to 2196 and encodes 731 amino acids. The record is from RefSeq and is a predicted model, not a curated record. The transcript has 6 exons. NCBI's taxonomy places the organism in Eukaryota, Metazoa, Arthropoda, Insecta, Diptera, Culicidae.